Messenger RNA from Scedosporium apiospermum, 1044 nucleotides. RefSeq lists its product as uncharacterized. Lineage: Eukaryota; Fungi; Ascomycota; Sordariomycetes; Microascales; Microascaceae. The transcript is spliced from 3 exons. The coding region runs from base 1 to 1044 and encodes 347 amino acids. The record is from RefSeq and is a predicted model, not a curated record.
AUGGUGGAGCUCCGACCACGCACGGCCAAAGGUGCCGUCGCCAGAGCAGAAAAGCCGGAAAACAUCCGCCAGCGCACCGAUGACAACGAAGGCGGCGACGAUUCGACGCACGCGGAUACGGCGGCACAUGCGACGAAGCUCCCCACGCCGCUCCAGUUCCCCAUCGUCGCGGUGCUGAGCUUGGUGCUGUCAUCGCUGGGCUACGCCUUCUUGGGCGCCGUGACUGGUGGUGAUUUGGCGGCUGUGGCGAGGUCGACGGAUGACUGGCGAGAUGUUGUCGUGUUGACGGGAUGGAGGAUAUUAGUAUUGGGAAUUGGGUGGUUCGGAAAGCUUGAUAGCUUUGAUCUUGCCGCGCUGAACAUCCUCAGCCACGGCCCUGCUCUCUACUUAUUGGUUACGUUCUACAACGUCAGCGCCGCAUCAGCCCUAUCGGCUCUCACCAUUGACGCGCUCUCGACAGCGAUUCCGUUCCAGCUCCUCCGCCCCGUGUCCAGCGCGCAUACGGCCGCAGAAGACGCGCCAAAUCAGGAGAUCGUUGCGGACCCGGCUAUCCAGGUCUACACGGCCUCUCUCUCGGCCGUGGUCUACGGCGCGACCCUACUUAGUUCUCUCAAGACGUUCCUCCCGCGCGUGCUGGCCGUCCACUUCGAUAGCAUCAAGACGCUGAUCCCCGCCUACGACGCGACGUGGCUGACCGUCGCGCCCGCAGCCCUGGUGGCCGGCAUCGCCGCCAGAGUGUUCAUCUUCACGCCGUUCGCGGCCACGCCGAAGAAGACGGAGGACGCCAGGCUGGGAGACUUCGAUCCUGCUGCUGCUACGUUGUCCGAGACGGCUGCCUACAACCUUUGGGGGUACACGGCCAAGGCGAAAGUUGGCAUCUUGAGGGUCGCCGUCGCCGUCGUAGUUACCUACGUCGAUACUUACCUCCAGUGCGCCAAAGUUGUCGAUGGCGUCGAACCAGAGGGCGCGAGGGUGUACGCGGCGGUGUGGGCCUCGGCAGCCCUGUUCUCGGGCCUCGGGCUUGGCCUUGUAGGGCGGACGUAG